AUGGACGCCGACCCUUCAGAUCCGCAGAGGCGCAGGCUUCACAAGAAGCCCCGAUCCGUCGCCAACAUGACCCAAGAGCAGCGAGAAAGGAAGAGAGAGAAUGAUAGAGUAGCUCAGCGCGCGAUCCGCGAAAAGACGAAGCAGAAGAUUACCCAGCUCGAAGGCAUCAUUGAUCAGCUAAAGAACUCGGACCACAACAAGGAGUUGCAGGCCGCCAUCCAAGCCAGGAGGCCGUCGAGGCGGAAAAUGCCGACAUCAAGCGGCAGCUGGCCGGCAUCACCUCGACUCUGCAGCAUCUCAUCUCCCCUCCACAAGGUCGAGGGCGAGCACGCCUAUGCCUCCCCGCAAGCCAGGGCUAUCACCCUUCUCAGCCCCUCCCACCGCCCGCCCCGUCCACCAUCGCCUCGACCCCUUCGAGCAUCAUGUCGCCCGGCGCCAGUGCCGAUACAGCCUCGAACCGUGCCCAUGGCAGUAGCAGCGCGCAUACCCAACCGAAUGCGCAUGCGCACGACAGUCACCAUACGACGUCGCAUCGACCUCAGCUUUCUCGUCUCCCGGCCCUAUAGUGUCCCCGAGUUCCUAUCCAUAAGUGGGGACAAGAGUAGUGGCUACGGUUCACUAUCCGAACCCCUCACCGCCAGGCAUCAUCAGGCAGUUAGCCAGGUUCCGCGACCGCUAACUGUCCACAGCCCUAUGAGCGCAAGCCAGACCUACCCGUCGCAAUCGACCGCCACAUGGGCUAGCUCUCACGCUCCCCGCACUUACCCUCCGCCGACCGACUCCUACCGCCUCCCGGGGCCUGACCAUUCAACGCCCGUUUAUGCCACGCCGAUCAAGAACAACGAGACGACCUGUUUGUUGGACGACAUUCUGUUAAAGUUUCUCAAAGAACGACACGAUCUCAUCGCCCAGGGUCAGCCGAAAGAGGAGGUUGUCGGCCCAAAAUAUCCGUCCGUAUCGUCGCUCCUGAACAAGGACACGACGGCGGACCACCCACUAUCGAGCCUAUUCACCGCCAUCAUUGGGACAUUCCCAGAUCUCUGUAGGCUGCCUGAACAGCUCGCGGUCAUCUACAUGAUGUUCCUGCUCAUGCGGUGGCAAGUUGAGCCCUCCCAAGAAAACUAUGAACGCCUCCCACUGUGGUUGCAACCUCUUCCGGCCCAGGUCACAGUCCCGCACCCGGCCUGGCUCGACCACGUCCCCUGGCCGGGCAUGCGGGAGCACAUGGUUCGGAACUACCAGAACUACCCUCUCGAAAACUACUUCAUCCCCUACACCUCGACGAUAUCCUGCAACUGGCCCUACGACGACAUCUACGUCCUCAUCCGGAGCCCGGAGACCGACGAAAUCACCAUCAACCCGGUUUUUGACCAGCACGUUCGCAACCUGGACAAUUGGACUUUGGGAGAGGCCUUUAGCCAAAAGUUUCCCGAGCUCAACGGCACGUAUAAAUACAGAAAUCGUCCGAAACAUCCGUAA
Parascedosporium putredinis is the source of this 1479-nucleotide messenger RNA. The record is from the annotation of a GenBank genome assembly. Lineage: Eukaryota; Fungi; Ascomycota; Sordariomycetes; Microascales; Microascaceae.